Messenger RNA from Xenopus laevis (African clawed frog), 843 nucleotides. RefSeq names its product ALG14, UDP-N-acetylglucosaminyltransferase subunit S homeolog (gene alg14.S). Gene Ontology annotation, cellular component: UDP-N-acetylglucosamine transferase complex; endoplasmic reticulum membrane. Gene Ontology annotation, molecular function: N-acetylglucosaminyldiphosphodolichol N-acetylglucosaminyltransferase activity. The record is from RefSeq and is a predicted model, not a curated record. Gene Ontology annotation, biological process: dolichol-linked oligosaccharide biosynthetic process. The transcript is spliced from 4 exons. Bases 170 to 820 code for a protein of 216 amino acids. NCBI's taxonomy places the organism in Eukaryota, Metazoa, Chordata, Amphibia, Anura, Pipidae.
CCAUCAAAAGUCACUUCUAGUCACGUGGUCAAAGCUGCUCUAUUAUGAAGUCCCAGCCAAUAGGGAUGCUGCGACGUUGCUAUAGUGAGACGCUGUUGGCGUGACGUGGCGGAAGUAAGGCUGGGAAGAGUAGCUGUAUUGGGAACUGCAUGUAACUUUGCUCGUUUGGAUGGAGCUUUUGUGGUUAGUGGUUGCUGUGGUCUGUUUGUUAGCCCUGCUUUUGGCAUUGCGGAUAUGGCUAGUUUUGCGGCAGGGUCUUGAGUGCAGACCUGGUAGGAAAGGUUGUGUCAGCCUGAUGGUAGUUGCUGGUUCAGGUGGACACACGACUGAAAUAUUGAGGUUGCUGAGCAGCCUAUCCAAAUCCUACUCCCCAACACAUUAUGUCCUCGCUGAAACAGACAAAAUGAGUGAAGACAAAAUCCAUUUGUUUGAAAAUAUACGCACCUCUGGGAUUUCAAAAUCGAAAUAUUCAAUUCAUCGAAUUCCAAGGAGUCGUGAAGUCAGACAGUCUUGGAGCUCCUCUUUCUUGACCACAUUACAGUCCUUGUUCUAUUCCUUUCCAUUAACUGCUCGUCUACAGCCAGAUUUGAUCUUAUGUAACGGUCCCGGGACAUGUGUUCCUGCAUGUUUUUCUGCAUUUCUUCUCGGGGUCUUUGGCAUAAAGAAAAUAAUCAUUGUCUAUGUAGAAAGCAUUUGUCGUGUGGAAACUCUGUCCCUCUCUGGAAGACUUCUCUAUUACUUUGCUGACUAUUUUAUUGUACAGUGGCCUCGGCUACAGAACAAAUACUCCAAAUCUAUAUAUCUUGGACGAAUAGUUUAAUUAAAAAAUAAUAUACUGCUUCA